AUGCCGUGGAAUCUCAGCGAAUCUGUUCUCCGUUACAUCGGUUACUCCUACCAUAACAUUGCUGUUUUGAAUAGUCAGCUGGCAGUGCAGAUGACGCGCGAUCUUGGCGUUGAUGUUCCGGAAAAUGCCAAACAGGAAGAAUAUCCUUCCAUCAUCCACCUAGGUUGGAAGUUCCAAGUCUUAAAGAGGCAUAUCACAGAGGGUCGAAUGGAGCUCCGCGUCUAUGGUAUGGAGACUAUGCAGGCUGAUCUUGUCAGUGUCUGGCGGCAACAUAUACAAGGAAACCCUGCCGGCGUUAACUAUCCAAUUAUCCAGUAUCUUGUGAAAUUCCUGAGGGACAACAAGAUCGUGGAGUACAUUGUCGGUGUCGAUUCGCAUCCCCAGUUGAUUAGCCGAAGUGGAAACGUAGUUGGGUUCCUUGUUGUAACGUCCACAUACGCGGACAACGACACAGAUAUUAUUUGGAACACGGUGACUGAAAGCCAGGACCCGAGAACUGUGGCGGAGGUUUUGGGAAUGCUAACUCGCACAUUUAUAAUGCACCAAUCCGGGUCAAAUGCUUUGAUUUAUCUGUGCACAAAACUCAUCGAAUUGCCGUUAAACCGCUUCGAUGCACGGAUGCUCGAAUACAGCGACUGUCUAUUAAAUGCUGUGAGGGAUAAGCAUUCUGAGAGAAUGCGCUCGCAGCCUUAUGAUCAUCUGCAUGUAGAUGUGGUCCCCUGCCGUCUGUGCGUUCGCCUGAUCCGUGACGCCACAUCUAUCAGCGAGUUUUCCAUUGAGCAAAAAACAAACUUGCAAAAGUUUGCCAGCAAGCAGCUUUCACAUCUACUGACUCUUGGGAUGGAUGACAACGAUAAAAUGGAAAUGUACAAGAAGUGCAUCGACGAUAUAUCCGAAAUGAACGAGUUCGUGGUUGGUAGCAUUCAAGCCCUGAAUGCUCUUAUUCAUCCUUAUGAUAAUCUAGACAUUCGGCGACUGGCGCUGGACUUUGAUUUCACUCGAUUGAUUAUCACAGAACUUGCCCAUACUUUCGACACUGUCUCAACCGACUUCUCGGACCCUAUGGCAGUGAGUUACGAAAUCCGUUUUGAUCUUCCACCAGACGUGAAUGAAAAUGAAAUUAUUACUAUCCCUGGCAUGGAUCGAUUAUGGCAUUUUAUUCUCACGGCACCCCCUGGAACAAUCGAAAUGAAAUCCACCAAUUUCGCGAUAGACGUUUACCUUGAUCAUGAAUUGAUUCGCACAGCCCCACGCUCCGCAGCAGAGGCUACGCAUGUCGCAUUGGUUGAUCGCUGCGUUAGUCAACUCACAGCGGCGGCCUCAAAGUGCAAAGCGUUCACUGACGGUUCCACGAGCGGCGAGGAUGAACCUAUGGUCAUCGUCCCGUCUGACGGGGAGGUACGAGCUGAAGAACUACGAUUCACUCGUUCGCUUCUGUUCCUACGCCAACUACUUCAGGGACUGCGAAUGCGGCCACAAUACACUCCGCUCCAAAUUAGCCCCCCGGAGUCUAUUCUCAGAGAAGAUGAGAUAAUUGGAGAACCCAUCGAACUCUCGUACCAAGCCUUCAGUGGAAAUUCUCAAACCAAGAUCCGCACUCUCAAGAUCGGAGAUCUUUCCACUGCGUCCGAGCUGGCUGAGAAACUAACGCGACUCACCGGUUUUACGAGUUUCUCCAGUUUUAGCUGUGGACAGCGGCUAGAUCUUACUGCCCAUGCUUUUCAGACUUUGCGAGACAUGAAACUCGCGGGUUCAGGACUACUCAUGAUUCGAAAAAAUCCGGACGCUUUCGAGGCGUCAGUGGGCGGACGACGUCAGUCGUUGACUUUGGUUGACUCGGAGGUUUUGAAGCAUUUCGAUGAUUUGUAUGAUUUGUUGAGUCUAGAAGAUAAGUUAUCGAAAGAGAUAUUUGACUUCUUAGUUGUCUUCCCUCCCCAGCAGCGCGUUCGAGAUUUUGUCAAAUCCAAAGAAAUUUCGGAACAGGAGAUGUUCCCUUUGGAGAAGCCAUACAAGCUUCUAUACUCAAUAAAAGCUCUCAUUAGUUGUAUAAGCGAAGAAAUUCUAGAAAAUAACCCCGACCAAGAAUUUAUAUCCCACAGCAUUCAGAAUUUGGUUGCAUUUAUAACGCGCCCGCAGAUGGGUGAAGGUUUAGAAGACAGCCCGCUGAAAUUACUUUUUGCACGAAAUUUCGUGGAAUGUCUUUUGUUUGCUUUGACGGCCAAGUCGAUGCCAGAAGACUCCGAACAGUAUUUCUCCAAUCCGUUGGACCUAGCCACUCGACUUUUGUCUUUUAUUUCCCUCUGCCGAAAUCUUACUUCCAAACACCUCUCAGAAAUCUCUAUACAGAAACUAAUAUCCAAUUCCUUCGCUGUCAUAAUCGAAGCCUCCAUGCAUGAUAGUCGCGUUUGGGAUGCGGUCGAACAAAGUACUCAAAUCAAGGAUCUAAUCUUCACGCUGCUUCUCAGGGAAUCGAGGCAAGGUAUUCGCAAAAGUGUUGCUGAAAUUAUAUUCGCCACCUGUGGUACUACCCCAUCUCAGAAACGGGCUUGGAAGGCCAGCAGCCAGGUGAAGGGAGGGGCGGUUGCAGUUGUAGGAAGACUCCCUUCUGCUACGACGAUCCAUAUUGUUGCAACGUUAUGGAAACAUAUUUCUGCACUUUUCCCGGAUACUCUUGAAUAUGCGCAGUCCUCUCAGGAGUUUUUCGAGGUUGCGCUUACUGUUUUUCAGACUGUUGCCAACUUAUCUCCUGAAGACUUGAUCUACGGGGAGUAUCUUAGGAAAUGGGGAGAUAUACUUCUUAGCCAUCGCACGAAUGAGUUCGUUGGUCGAGAGCCUGUCGAUUACAUCGUUCUGGGAUUCACACACCUCUUGAAAAUGUGCCUAGAGCUUUCGCACGCCACUCCUGGCACAUGGACACAAGUAAGUAUUGCCCUCCCAUCUGCGUGUGAAGCGCAUCUGAGUUGA
Histoplasma mississippiense is the source of this 2964-nucleotide messenger RNA. RefSeq lists its product with no specific name. The record is from RefSeq and is a predicted model, not a curated record. NCBI's taxonomy places the organism in Eukaryota, Fungi, Ascomycota, Eurotiomycetes, Onygenales, Ajellomycetaceae. The transcript is spliced from 7 exons. Bases 1 to 2964 code for a protein of 987 amino acids.